AAGCGAGCUGUCAAAUUUUUGCUGAAGGAAAAAUAGCGUCCGUCUUUUGUGGCAUUAGUACGAAGCAUUUUUCAAUCUUUUGCGCAAACAGCACACCAGCUCUCGGACCUGCAGACGCCGAUCGUGCUUGGAAAAUCAAAAUGGCGCUGCCUGCCAACUAUAAACACAACAUACCGGGUCCGCCGAUGCCCCCGCAACGUUUGCGGCCGUCGGGCUCGGCCGCCGACCGGAAGGACAACUCGAGCCCGUUCAUGCACAACCCGCACGGCAAUCCGGCGUUCAACCCGCAGAAGAUGGGCAAGGCAUCGGCGGCGUCCGAGUCGAAGAUGAUCAAACCGCCCAAGCCGCCGGAGAAGCCGCUGAUGCCGUACAUGCGCUACUCGCGCAAAGUGUGGGACUCGAUCAAAGCGUCCAACUCGGAUCUGAAGCUGUGGGAGGUGGGCAAGAUCAUCGGGCAGCAGUGGCGCCUGCUGCCCGAAUCGGAGAAGGAGGAGUACAUCGCCGAGUACGAGCUGGAGAAGGCGGAGCACGAGAAGAAUAUGAAGGCGUACCACAACUCGCCGGCCUACCUGGCCUACUUGACGGCACGCAACAAGGUGAAGCCGGGCGAUGGCGAUGGGCACGAGCCGUCGUCGCGCUCGAGCUCGAAGGGUGGCCAGGCGGACCGGCGGAUCGACAUUCAGCCGGCCGAGGACGAGGACGACCCGGACGAUGGGUACUCGUUCAAGCACGUAGCGUAUGCGCGCUUUUCGCGCAACCAUCGGUUGAUAAACGAAAUCUUCUCCGAUGCCGUCGUGCCGGACGUCCGUUCGGUGGUGACCACGCAGCGUAUGCACGUGCUGAAGCGCCAGGUGCAGUCGCUCACGAUGCACCAGAUGAAGCUGCAGCACGAGCUGCAGCUGAUCGAGGAGAAGUUUGAAACGCGCAAGCGGAAGUUCGUCGAGUCGAGCGAAACGUUUCAGGACGAGCUGAAAAAGCACUGCAAACCGGCAGUGGACGAGGAAACGUUCGGUAAGAUGGUCGACCGGCAGUACGAGAUGAUGAAGCGCGACCGUCUGCGUGCGCUGGAGGAAGCACAGAAGCCCCCAGCCCCGGUGCCGACACCUGCACCCGCCCAGCAACCCGCAGCGGGUCCGCCGAAACCGGAAUCGGAAGCAGCGCCAGAUCAAGCUGCGACCGCGAGCGAAUCAUCCACGGACGGUGGUGCACCGACCGGUCCAACAACAGAAGCCAAUGAAGCUGCUUCUUCUGCCGUUGCCACCCCCCGGGAUCGGUCUCCACCGGCAGCGGCCACUUCGGACGAAUCUCAAGGCUCACAGGACUCCACGACUGGCGGUCCUCCGCAACCGUCGGUCGAAAAGAUGGACACGGCCGAGGACCCGAAACCGGACGCUAAGGACGAUAAAGUGGUAGCGACCGCACCGAAAGCAUCGCCCGAAGUGGUCAAAGAACCGGUUGCACCGGCUGUCUCGAAUCAGCCCCCGGUCGUUCCGGACCAGCAAGUUCCAGCCUCGGUUCCGCCAGCCGGUCCAGUUCCAGCUUCCGCUCAGGCAGCAAUUCCGCCGCCUGCACCCAUCGUUCCCACGCCCCCAUCGUCGGAACCGAAAGCGGAAGUUCCCCCGACCUCGACCGUACACCACACCGGUCCCGCUCAGCCACCACAACCCGGCACGCACCAUACCGUAGUCCACGGCGGGUAUCCUCCCCAUGCCGCACCGGUACCCUCUGCGCCUGCCAUACCGCCACCGCAUCAAGCGUCGGUUGUGCCCACGCCGCCACCGCCCUCCCACACACCCGAGGCGCAAGUUCCACCGCCGAACGUGACCGUACCGCACCACCAGCCACCACCGCAUCCUCCCCCGCAUCAUAUGCCUCCACACAUGCAGCCCCACCCUGGUAUGCCCGGCCACGGACCCUCGUUCCCGGGCUAUCCGCAUGCCGGUUCGCCACGCGCACCGUACUACCUUUCCUCGUACGGGGGGCACCCGCAACCGUACGGCCAGUACGGACACUAUCCGUACCAUCAACAGUAUGCACCGCCACCACCACCCCCGGGCAGCUACGUCCGCCCACCGGGCGGACCACCAGGGCCGAUGGGACACUACGGUGAGGUACAUCCGCACCCGGACGCACACCACGGUUACGGUCCACCGCCCCCGACGGCAGGUGGAUCGGUUCCUCCCGGCGGUAUGCCACCCGGACCGGGGGGUCCACCGCCUACUAUGGUCACAGCAACGGCUACAGUGACGCCGCCGACCGGGGUUCCGUCCGUGUCGCAACCGGAACCGGGCGAGAUUGAGCCGGAAAAGGCCCCGGCGGCCGCUGCCGCUGCAACGCCCGCUGCAACUACUCCGGCAUCGAAGAAACGCAAGAAGGGCGGCGCUGCGGCAGCCGCCAAACACGACGAUGCCGAGAAGAAGGACGACUGAUGGAUGCGCCACUCGCGCCCGUCGUAAUUUCAUGCUUAAUGGAUAAGAAUUUGCACUAUUUGCAUUCGCUAUAUGAUGUAGUUUUAACGUGGAGACGUUUAAUUCAAUAAACCAACCUUAUUAUGGCUCUAAAAA
Molecule: messenger RNA, 2564 nt
Organism: Anopheles merus
Lineage: Eukaryota; Metazoa; Arthropoda; Insecta; Diptera; Culicidae
Gene: Bap111
Product: SWI/SNF-related matrix-associated actin-dependent regulator of chromatin subfamily E member 1
Exons: 2
Coding region: 141-2429 (762 amino acids)
Biological process (GO): negative regulation of DNA-templated transcription
Cellular component (GO): SWI/SNF complex
Molecular function (GO): nuclear receptor binding; nucleosomal DNA binding
Source: RefSeq, a predicted model, not a curated record